Molecule: messenger RNA, 1371 nt
Organism: Apodemus sylvaticus (European woodmouse)
Lineage: Eukaryota; Metazoa; Chordata; Mammalia; Rodentia; Muridae
Gene: Eid2
Product: EP300 interacting inhibitor of differentiation 2
Exons: 1
Coding region: 146-856 (236 amino acids)
Biological process (GO): negative regulation of DNA-templated transcription
Cellular component (GO): nucleoplasm
Molecular function (GO): transcription corepressor activity
Source: RefSeq, a predicted model, not a curated record
GCUACGCCUGCGCAGACGGCGGGGCCCGCGACGCCCACCCGUGCGCACUGCGCUCGUGUCCGCGCCCUCGCGAGCACGCCCCGCGCCUCACUGUCCCGUUAUCCCCGGGCCUCCGCGAGCAGCGGUGCUGACCCCGCGGUCCGACAUGUCGCAGGUGCCCGCAGUCAGCAGCGUCCCGCGGACGGGCGCAGCAAGCGGCGACCGCGGGCUCCCGCAGGCCGAGGUAGGCGGCGGGCGGCGUGCGCUCCCGGCUCCGGCGCGACCUGAGGAGGUCCGGAGAGGCCCGAUGGCGGCGGCCCGGGAAGGCCCCGCAGCCCCGGCGGCGGCCAGGGGAGGCCGGGUGGCUGCAGCCCGGGAAGGCAGGGCGGCGGAGGCGCGGGGAGGCCCCGCGGCGGCGGCCCGUGGCGGCGCGGCUGCCCGCGAAGGCCCGGUGGCGGCGGCGGCGGCGUCCAGGGAAGCCCGGAUGGCGGAGGUGGCCCGGCUGCUGGGCGAGCCGCUGGAGGAGGAGGCUCCGGAGGGCAGGCCCCGCUCCAGGGCGGGCGGCCUGGCGGCGAUGCCGUACAUGCGCUUCCGCCACCCCCUCAGCGUCCUGGGCAUCAAUUACCAGCAGUUCCUGCGCCACUACCUGGAGAACUACCCGAUCGCCCCCGGCCGGAUCCAGGAGCUGGAGGAGCGCCGGCGGCGCUUCGUGGAGGCCUGCAGAGCCCGGGAGGCGGCCUUCGACAUCGAGUACCUGCGCAACCCCCAGAGGGUGGAUUUUGACAUUUUAACGUUUACCAUAGCCCUGACUGCGUCAGAGGUGAUCAAUCCUCUAAUAGAAGAACUGGGUUGCGAUAAGUUCAUCCACAGAGAGUGAGGAGUCGGGCUGGGGGAUGGGCACGGCACCAAGACCUCUGCAUCCACGUGAAACCCCAUCCUACGACUUGGUUUUCUUUUCAGUAAUCAAAAGGAUCUUGGGAGUGAGGCAGUGUUUCGUUGGAGGGAGGAAAAGCGCCAGAAAAUUGGGGGGGAAAUGUCGAAAGCAUCGUAAGACUCCUCUACCAUUAUCUUGAGUUUAUGAUUGGUUGAGAUUUCUUGUGUUAUGGAAAAUGUCCAUCUUCGUGGCCUCGUUAAUAAGGAUGGUUUUGUAAAACUUUGAAGACUCAAAAUUGCCAGUAGUAGAGCCCAGAACGAAGAAAGAUCAACGUGAAGAGUUCAAACUGGUUUUAGGUCGAAGUUUAUGUCAAGAACUUGACCUUGUCAGAACAGGCAAAGUCUUCAUGUCGACAAGAGUGUAUUAGUGUAAGAUGGAUUUUGUGUUUCUGAGACAUUGCAAAUGGCAAGCAACAUAAAUAUUGUACAUAGUACGUGAUAAAUCGUGUUUCAAACAUA